Molecule: messenger RNA, 997 nt
Organism: Oryza brachyantha (malo sina)
Lineage: Eukaryota; Viridiplantae; Streptophyta; Magnoliopsida; Poales; Poaceae
Product: syntaxin-61
Exons: 7
Coding region: 130-834 (234 amino acids)
Biological process (GO): Golgi vesicle transport
Cellular component (GO): membrane
Source: RefSeq, a predicted model, not a curated record
GACGCAUCUGAUCUCCGGCAUCACCAAACUCCUCUCGCUCGCUCUACCUCCUGCGAAUUCUCUUGGAUUGGGGAGGGGGGAAUCCCGAUUCCUCCGAAUCCUGGUUCGAUUCGAGGAGCUAGGAGGAGGAUGAGCUCCGCGCAGGAUCCGUUCUACAUCGUCCGGGAGGAGAUCCAGGACUCGAUUGACAAGUUGCAAACUACUUUCCACCAGUGGGAGAAAAUACCUUCAAACACAGGAGAACAUGUUCAUUUGACAAAGGAGCUUCAUACCAGCUGUGAAAGCAUUGAGUGGCAGGUGGAUGAGUUGGAAAAGACAAUCUUAGUUGCAUCAAGAGAUCCUGCAUACUAUGGACUGGAUGAAGUUGAGCUUUCAAGACGACGGAACUGGAUUGGCUCUGCUCGUAAUCAGGUUGCUGCAGUCAGGAGAGGCGUUGAAAAAGGGAAGAGUAAUUCAGCUUUCUCGGCACACCAAGACAUGGGCACAAGCAGAAGUAACCACUACACUACACAAGACAAUGAUGAUUUCAUCACUUCGGAAUCAGAUAGACAGCAACUACUUAUGAGGCAGCAGGACGAGGAACUUGAUGAACUUAGUGAAAGUGUUCAAAGGAUAGGUGGUGUAGGACUAACCAUACACGAAGAGUUGUCUGGACAGGAAAGGAUCUUAAACGACCUAAGCUUGGAGAUGGAAACUACUUCAAACAGACUUGACUUUGUGCAGAAAAGAGUGGCGAUGGUCAUGAAAAAGGCUGGCAUUAAGGGGCAGAUUAUGCUGAUCCUCUUCCUUGUGGUUCUGUUCAUUGUACUUUUCGUGCUUGUGUUCUUGACGUAGCGCGGUAGUGUUCCAGUCCUCUCAGGUUUUGCUGCUCUACCUACCUACUGUAACUCUGUAAGUUGUGGAGACCAGAAACAAAUACACGAGUUGCCCAUCUUUUUAAUCCCUCUAUCCUUCAAGUCCUACCUGAUUGAUGACCUGAAUUCUUUUUGUUGCACAC